GUCGAGGAAUCGCUGUCUUUCUUUGCUAACCGUACGUGAGAAUUACUGAGACGUGAAGAUGCAGAGGAAAAAACUCUGCUAAGUUGUUUCUAGAACAAUCAUGACACUUCUCACAAGCGUUAUAGCAACUUCCUUUGUGAUUAUCUACUGGCAAGUACGUGACACGUUAUCUUCAGUCACGGAAUGCCAAGGGGCAACCUACUCCAUUCAAAAUCGCAUCUUGGCAGGUCACGCAUUCACCACAAGGCCAUCUGCAACCAUCGAGGUUUGCGUGAUUUUAUGUGGAGAGCAUCCCAAUUGUAAAAGUAUAAACUACUUUCGAAAUUCAAAGAUUUGUGAAUUGAAUAACAUGAGCCGGGUGUCAUCCCCAGAACAUAUGGUGGUUUUUGAAUCAGCUAUGUACAUGACCAACGCUUUUCGAGUCCCGUGUAACUACGACAUUGAAUGUGAACAGCAAGAGGAGAUCUGCCAGCUUGCGGUGGGCGGGAGCAAAUGUAAAGCAUGUAUGGAGGCUCUUGGUAUGGAAGAUAGAAGAAUUCCAGAUUCAUCUAUAAAUGCUUCAUCGUUUUUGCACGGGGGUUUACUUCCCAGUCUGGUUCGUCUCAACUCAAAUGAGUCAUGGAUGGCAGCCUACAAUGACUCUAAACCCUGGCUUCAAAUUGACCUCGGAAGGGACGCGGUAAUCAAGAAAAUCGCUACCCAGGGGAGACCCGGUAAAUAUUCAAUGUGGGUAAAGACUUACACGCUUUCAUCACGUGCCAACGAAGAGACUGAUUGGUUGGCGUAUAGAGAGAACGAAGACGUGAAGGUAUUUCAAGGUAACAAUGAUCAGGAAACGGUGGUAUCCCAUGUGUUGCCGCAGCACAUCAGGGCUCGUUUCGUCAGGUUCUGGCCCGAGACUUGGACCAAAAAAUACAGAGCCAUGAGGGUAGAGUUGUACGGCUGUUUCUUUCAGUAACUGCUCCGGCCCAGAUACAGUUAGAAAGGCAAAUUCGUAACUUGCAAUUGACCAGGAAAUGAAUUCAAGCAACAAGUAGUUAAAUCAGUAGUACGCGAUGAAUCUGAGUAGCGAAAGCUAUGUCAAGAGACAAUAUUUAUACCAUAAUGAAUGUCACUGCUAUUGUAACAUUUUAAAAUCUGCACAUAUGGUCAAUACGGUUUAAGGAAAAAAAAUUUAGAGUUUGAUGAUCAUUUAUAGAAACAUCAUUCGUACUUUA
Molecule: messenger RNA, 1217 nt
Organism: Pocillopora verrucosa
Lineage: Eukaryota; Metazoa; Cnidaria; Anthozoa; Scleractinia; Pocilloporidae
Product: lactadherin-like
Source: RefSeq, a predicted model, not a curated record